CGCUGGACCCGCCAACGUCAACGCUUUCUACAAUCCAAAUGGCAACGAAGUGGUGUUUCCGUCUGGCAUACUACAGGAUCUUUUCUUUAAGCAUGGACUUCCAUGGUCUAUAAACUUUGGGUCUAUUGGCGCGGUGAUUGGACAUGAAAUCACACACGGACUAGACUUCACAGGAAGCCAGUUUGAUGCAGAAGGUCGACUGGAUCCUUGGUGGAGCGAACAAGCGCAGACGAAUUACGAGGAAAAGGCGGCUUGUUUUAUAAGACAAUAUGGCGAUAUAAUAAACCCAGAUGUAAACUUAACGCUUAGAGGAAGCGAUACUGUAAACGAAAACGUCGCAGACAAUGGUGGAUUGCGGAUGGCCUUCGCGGCGUAUGAAGAAAUAACAAAGGAAAAAGGCAAGAAAACGGAUACUCGAUUACACGGCCUGGAACACAUUGCUGGAAAACAAUUAUUCUUUCUGUCGAAUGCGAUGGCAUGGUGUGAAGUCAUCACUGAAGACGGGCUCCGGUGGGAUAUUGAACAAAGCAGGUACAGUCCAAACCAAUACAGGGUCAAUCUACCCAUGAUGAACAUGGCAGAAUUCUCUGAAACGUUUAAAUGCUCGAAGCAAGUAGCGAUGAAUCCCAAUACAAGAUGUACUCUAUGGGGACUCACAUCGACAGAAACAAAACAAGCGACAGAAGAAGCCGACACAGCUUUGCAAGGACACGGAAGGCAGCAAUAAAGCGCUUAUGUA
This is a messenger RNA of Dermacentor andersoni, 739 nucleotides long. RefSeq names its product endothelin-converting enzyme homolog. Gene Ontology annotation, molecular function: metalloendopeptidase activity. Gene Ontology annotation, cellular component: plasma membrane. NCBI's taxonomy places the organism in Eukaryota, Metazoa, Arthropoda, Arachnida, Ixodida, Ixodidae. The record is from RefSeq and is a predicted model, not a curated record. Gene Ontology annotation, biological process: protein processing.